This is a messenger RNA of Lodderomyces pseudojiufengensis, 483 nucleotides long. It is a transcript of the gene CUP5, whose product is annotated as H(+)-transporting V0 sector ATPase subunit c. Gene Ontology annotation, molecular function: proton-transporting ATPase activity, rotational mechanism. NCBI's taxonomy places the organism in Eukaryota, Fungi, Ascomycota, Pichiomycetes, Serinales, Debaryomycetaceae. Gene Ontology annotation, biological process: proton transmembrane transport. Bases 1 to 483 code for a protein of 160 amino acids. The transcript has 2 exons. Gene Ontology annotation, cellular component: proton-transporting V-type ATPase, V0 domain. The record is from RefSeq and is a predicted model, not a curated record.
AUGUCAGAUUUAUGUCCAGUUUAUGCACCAUUUUUUGGUUCAAUUGGUUGUGCAGCAGCUAUAGUUUUUACCUGUUUUGGUGCUUCAUAUGGUACUGCUAAGUCAGGGGUCGGUAUUUGUGCCACCUGUGUGACGAGACCAGAUUUGUUAGUCAAAAAUGUUGUGCCGGUUGUUAUGGCGGGUAUUAUUGCAAUUUAUGGUUUAGUUGUUUCAGUUUUAGUUAGUGACUCAUUGGCACAAAAACAAGCUUUAUACACUGGAUUCAUUCAAUUGGGUGCCGGAUUAUCUGUUGGUUUAUCCGGUUUGGCAGCAGGUUUUGCCAUCGGUAUAGUUGGUGAUGCUGGUGUAAGAGGUACUGCUCAGCAACCAAGAUUGUUCGUUGGUAUGAUUUUAAUUUUGAUUUUUGCUGAAGUUUUAGGUUUAUAUGGUUUAAUUGUUGCCUUGUUAUUGAAUUCAAGAGCUUCACAAGAUGUUACUUGUUAA